Molecule: messenger RNA, 2147 nt
Organism: Sycon ciliatum
Lineage: Eukaryota; Metazoa; Porifera; Calcarea; Leucosolenida; Sycettidae
Product: bridging integrator 3 homolog
Exons: 12
Coding region: 678-1544 (288 amino acids)
Biological process (GO): actin cortical patch localization; plasma membrane tubulation; endocytosis
Cellular component (GO): actin cortical patch; cytoplasm
Molecular function (GO): protein binding; lipid binding
Source: RefSeq, a predicted model, not a curated record
AUACUGUCUUGUAGUCAUGUCAUGGUGUAGUUGCUGGGUUUCUGAUUCAGUGCUAGGCGGCUAGCAGUCAUUUUCUUUCUCUCUCGUCAGAUCUCGAUUUUGGGAGCGUAGCGUUAGCCACUGAUUCCGCGAUCCGGUACAUGUAGAUUUGUGCGCGGACUUGUACUCGUAGUCGGUGGAUAUCAGUGACGGCUGCCACCCGAGCCAUUGGUUGUCGGUGCAUCGAUCGCAAGGGUCUGAUGAGAACGUAGCGAGUGGAAAUCUAGAUUGGAGGAACAAUGAGCUUAUUCAAAAAGGUAUGAUGUGACAAGUGCUUGUUAGAGCAAGAAAUCAAAGGUCAUGAAUACCUAUACCGACGUAUCGUAUGAUACCGGCCAUGAGGGUUGCAACAUGCAUUCCUCGGUCCAAACUGUUCAAGUCCCUCCCCAUAUACACUCCCCGUAUACAUGUACUAGUACACUCCUCAUAUACUAGCACACACUUAUUCCUAAUUUGGAAUCAUGCAUGCCAUCCUGCAGUGUGGUUCCAGACAUCCCAAUGUUCAUCGACAACCGUUUCAUGGAGGCUUCAUUUUCAAAAUUUCAGCUUUGACUUGAUUGUUAAGUUUCUUGUACAAGUAGCUUUUUUCCAAUUCUUCGGCAUUGCCAAGGCCAGUACAUGUACAUCUUCUGCUUGCCAUGUGCUCUGCUGUGCUAUUGUGUUUUCUCUUCCCGGUGUUUCUGAUGCAGCUUCGUACAGGCAAGAAAGACAAGCCGCAAGAUGAGACUGACCAGAUUAUUGCUCAAUUCCAACAGGUGGAGGCCAAGACCAAAAAGAUCUGCAAGGACCUGAGAAAGCAUGGAGAAGCAAUGACUAAUAUGGCUAAAGCACAGCACCGCGUUCUCAGUGACCUCUAUCAGACAGUGUAUGGACGCUCGAACAACACGGAUGGUCCUGAUAAAAACCGAACACGAGGGCCGACUCGUCUCAUCAUAAAGCGUGUCCCGGAACUCAAUACCUAUGCUUCACUCCAGUUAGCCAUUUCAGAGAAGCAACAUGAAAUGCAGGUGCGGCUGCGUUUUGACGAGGAACGUCUCAUGAUGGAACCAUUGAAGAAGUAUUCUUUGAUAUUCCCCACAGUCAAUUCUGCGCUGUCAAAACGGGAAUCUAGGAAACAGGAGAUGGAGAAGGCUAAUACCAAGGUAGAGAAGUACAAAGAGAAGAACUCUCCCAAACUGGACUUGGCCGUGGCGGAAGCAAAGAAAGCAAAGGAGGAUUUUGCAAAGGUUGAUAGCAUUGUUGUGGCGGAACUACCCGUACUGCAUGCGGGUAGGUUGGAAUUCUUUGAAGCAUGCCUUGGCUGUUACAUACAAGCACAGAAACUCUACUAUGAACAGAUGGCUGCAGCCCAUGAGGACACAUUGUCGAAGCUUGGCUACAGUUGUGCAGGCGAUGGCUCGCCGUCAGUGAAGGAGCAACUUGACACCGAGCUGGACUCCUUGUUUGGUGAGAUGGCCACGCUCUCGGUGACGGAUUCCACUGCAGCCACGACUGGCAAGUCAUGAGGACAUGAUGGAUGACCUGUAACCGGACAUGCAUGUCUACAUCCAACGUAUGCGUUGAUUGUGUAUUGCAGGAGACUGCUGCAAAGAAUAUUAUUUAUCUCACUUGAAAGACAGUGGCCAAUCUCAUUAGUAUGGCAUUGCUUGAAGUGGAAAUAUUUAUUGACGAGCUGCAAAGUUCAUAGAUAGAGAGUUGACAAGAGAGUUUAGAGUGGUGUGGGUGUCGCUACGACUAUUUCAAGCUACUUUCCGUCGCAUGAAUAUGGCUGAAAACGUUGAGAUACAUAGGUGAUUGAGUUGCUUUGCUUUCUCUGACCAUACUGCUACUUGAUAGGAUGGCAUAAGAAGACAGCUGGACUGUCCAGGCGCAUUGCCCAUGCUGAACACCGAGUCUGUGCAUUUGUUUGUUUUUUACAUUACUGUGAAUGAUCUAAAGACUUUCAAGAUUGAGAUCUGUGCAUGAAUGUUCUCUAGGUAGGUACAGCAUUGUGCUAUUUUCCAAUAGUACUAGACUAGCUACUAGUGACACUCUUUCUUUUUCAUUCGUUACAUUUGCUUGUAUUUCAGUUGAAGAGAAUGAAUGAAAACUGAAUACAAUUAUUAUGA